AUGGAUGAGACAGGGGAUACUCUGAGGUCCUGCAUGGAGCAGCUGCUCCUUGUCAGGAACGAGAAAGAGCGGCUUAUAAUUGAAGCAACCAAUAAGAUCUCUUCCGAGCAGAAGAAGACGCUACAUUUACAGCAGAAGUUUGAAGAUGCAAACAAACAGUUUGAGAAGGUCAUCACAGAAAACUACAAUCUUUGCAACAUUGUUGCCUCAAAGGACAAACUGAUCGAAGAGCUGAAAGAAUCCAAAGCACAUUCGGACCAGAAGUUGACCGAUGCAACUGCAAGGCUUGAAUUUUCGCAGAAACAAUGCGCCUCCCUUCAGUACGAGGUGCGCGUGCUUCAGGAGGAGCUUGAGAUUCGGAGCAAAGAGCGAGAGUAUGACCUCAAAUCAAUAGACGCUGCUCGGAAGAAGCAGCAGGAGAGCACGAAGAAGAUCACUGCACUAGAAGCAGAAUGCCAGAGGCUGCGGACCAUGGUUCAGAAGCGUCUGCCAGGUCCUGCGGCGUUGGCAAAAAUGAAAGAUGAGGUCAAGCGACAAGGUUCUAGUGCCGCUGAGAAUGGAACAAGAAGGCCCCGUGCAGGUGCAGCAGUGCAGCCACAGCAGUCGAGGCAUUCCAUGUCUGAAGGUCACCUAGUCAAGCUGCAGGAGUUGGGUGAUGAAAACAGACAGCUCAGGCAGUUAUUGGCCCAGAAGGAGAGCGACCUGCACUUUGUGCUUUCGAAGUACGCAGACGAGGCAUGCAAGCUGUCAAUACUGCAAAGGCAGCAUGGAGAGUUGUCUGGCAGUCACAGUUUAAUAGAGAAUAACCGUCCAAAACCAAUGGUGAGUGCAUUUGCCAAGACAGAACACUCCAUAUCUGGGAAGCAACAGGUGUCUAAGAUUAGGAGUAGGAGCAGAAGAAUCACAGGAUCUGACAUGCUAUUGGUUGUUGAUCCUCUAGAUAUUGAGAAACUAGAGAGGACAUCCAGACCUUCAAGUGCCCCACAUCAGUGUGUCGAUUCACCUGAUACAGACUCAAAAAUGAUGGCCUCAGACACAUUUCAUAGAGAGCUCAUCCCUGAUGGUUUCUCUGACAAGUACCCCGAAUGGAUUCAGGACAUUUUGAAUGUAAUCAGACAUAAGCAUCAAGGCAGUAAGAUAAGUGUUGAUGUUAUUCUUGAUGAAGUAACACAUGCACUGAAGAAUGAGAUAUCUGCCAAAGAAAAUGAUGGUGCACACUUUUCCUAUGACAGGGCAGAAAUAGACAAAAUGGUGGCUACUCUGAUAGAAAGAGUCAGCAGCAUGGCUGAAAUAUCUACCAAAAACAAUGUUAUGAGUUUUCGAUCACUUUCUCAUGAAAAGUCUGAACUCACUUUGCGACUGGAGCAUCUAGUUCAUGUCUGCAGUGACGUAUUAGAUGGAAAGGCUAAUCUUGAAAGGCUCACUGAUGAAGUUUGCUUGAUCCUAGAGUGGAUAGUGAGCCGAUGCCUUUUAUGUUCUGAUGGACUAGACAUUGUGGACUACAUAACAAAUAAUUCAGAUGGAAAUGAGUCCCAAAGGACAUUAAGCAUUCAUGAAAAAGAUAUAAUGCAGAGUACAAGAUCAAAAAUGGUUUUAGGAACGCAACAAGAGAGACAAAGAUCGGUUGAAACAACUGAUGACUUGAUCCCUGAUGUAAUAUUAGAAAACCAUUCUCAGAUUGAGUUGAUCACUUCUAAGCUUGUUGAGGACUUAGUGGCUCUUAGACAAGAGGAGGGUGAUACUUGUCAGGAACAGCAUCUGGUAUGCUGUGAAGCAAAAAGUGCUGCUUCUGACGGGAGCAAAGACAAGUUAGUAGAAGAAGAGGGAAACCAGCUCACAACGACCUCAGCAAUAUCUGCAGCAGCCAGGAAACUUGCAGAAUGCCAAGAAACAAUGGCAAAUCUAAGUAAGCAGUUGCAUGCUCUGGAAAGUCCGGCAAAUACAGAUCCAUCAGAUAAAGAGAAAUGUGGUACCCUGCCCCCGUCAGCUGAGCCUGAUGCAACCGAGAAGAAAGAACACGGCGAGCCUGAUGCAAAUGCAACUGAGAAGAAAGAACACGAGCAAGAUUCUGGCCGAAGUCUACAGUCUGCUAAAAGUGCUUCGACCCUGGUCAUUGUUCGUCCGACGGUCCCGAAGUCACCCCGACCAUCCGUUUCUGUUGACACAAAAAAGAAGAAGCGGCGUGCUAAUCUUCUGGGCAGGCUUGUCUUCAGAAAGAAAGCAUAA
Messenger RNA from Miscanthus lutarioriparius, 2226 nucleotides. Lineage: Eukaryota; Viridiplantae; Streptophyta; Magnoliopsida; Poales; Poaceae. The record is from the annotation of a GenBank genome assembly.